Molecule: messenger RNA, 2072 nt
Organism: Zootoca vivipara (common lizard)
Lineage: Eukaryota; Metazoa; Chordata; Lepidosauria; Squamata; Lacertidae
Gene: TLCD3A
Product: TLC domain containing 3A
Biological process (GO): lipid homeostasis
Cellular component (GO): endoplasmic reticulum; membrane
Source: RefSeq, a predicted model, not a curated record
CCCGGCCUGCUGUUGACAAACACGGCGUUCGAGGCGGGCGUCCCGUUGGGGGAGCGCCUCUUCUUGUCCCCGGAGCAGAUCCCCGGGCGGGCCGGCAGCCAGGGAGGGAAGGGCUCGCGGGGAGACGACGGGAAACGGGAUGUGGCAGACGCUGGCUCUCGGAGCUCUCUUCUUCCCGGGACUUUUCGCAGUCUCCGUCCGCACCCUGCGCUGGCUGGCGCCGGCAUGGAGCCUCAAGGACCGGAUCGUCCUCAGCGGCAGGCUGGUGUCGUCUGUCCAGGCCACGAUGGCCACUCUUUCGGGGAUCAUUGUCAUCUUCAGCUGCAAGGAUGUCGUGCACGACAGGCACUGGAUUGCGCGUGAGUACAUGUGGGUCGUGGUCUCCUACAUGGCCUAUGACAUCUAUGUCAUGUACCUCUGCCACUGGCACAAAGGCGAGGAGAAAGGGGAGGCCCACCCAAAGUAUUCUCUGGCCAGCGUCCACAGCUUCCUGCAGAGGGAGAGGCUGAUGGUCACACACCACCUUUUCAUUCUCAUCGUCCUCACGCCGGUGGCUACGCACUUUAGAGGUGAGCUGGGAGACUUCUUCGUCGGCUGUAUCUACACGGCUGAGCUGAGCACCCCCUUUGUAUCGUUGGGCAAGAUCCUGUUGCAGCUGAAAAUGCAGGAUUCGACCUUGCACAAGGUGAACGGCGUCCUCGUCCUGGUGACCUUCUUCCUGUGCCGCAUUGUCCUCUUCCCCUUCAUGUACUGGGCCUACGGCCGCCAGGCGGGUCUCCCCAUCUACAAAGUGCCUUUCCACAUCCCCUUCCACUGCAACGUGGCCAACGCCCUACUCAUCGCCCCUCAGCUCUACUGGUUCGCCCUCAUUUGCCGCAAGGCCCUGAGGCUGUACAGCGCCCCGCCUGCCCCGGACCGAGCCAGAUAAUGGCGGCCUGAGACCUGCUCCCUGUCGGCUGGGUCCUGCCUGCCCCCCGACUUUCUGCACCAGCCUCUCGGGGAGAGACCUCUCAUGCCCAGGAGUGACAGGCAACGACUUCUGCCGGUGGCCCCUGGGCGAAAUCCGGUUGCGAGCAAGGCGGGGUUGUUGCUUUUUGUUUUGUCCUGUUCUGAGGAGUCUACCGCCAGAAGAGUGCUGCUGGAUCCGGCCACCCAAGGUGCUCAAAACGGGCUGGGACUCCUGGAAGCUGCUUCCAGUUUGCAGCGUGGGGGGGCAGAGUGCCAGGAUCCGGCCCCCUGCCAGCGCUGGCCUCUCUUGGGACAAAAGGGUGGGCAGAAAGGGGCACUGGAUAUGCCGACUGUCGGUUUCUUGGUGGCUUCUGUGAAAUCAAGGGUUCAUUUCUUCCCAAGUCAUGCUCUGAAUAGGAGCAAGAAAAUGAUUCCAACCCCCCCCUCCAAAUUAUACUGCUGAAGUGAAGAAGGCUGGGUGGGGCAGAUAACCCAGAGUACAUUUUCCGCAUGGGAGGACUGUGAACUGUUUCGCCCCAGGACUCGAAUCGUGGGCUUGGGACCCAAGUGCUGGUUUGGCAAAAUCAAGCUGUCUUUCCACCCACUCCCUGAGCUGUAAAAAUGGGGUGGAGGGUAUGGAUUCUAUGCUGGGAAAGAAAGCGGGGCAUUGGGCAGUCUGGUCAUCAUAUUUGGUGUGUGUGGGGUGUGUGUGACCAGGCAGCUGGAGGUUGGUGCGGGGAUUGCCCCCUCUUGUGACCCGGUCUCGGGGCCAAAUCAAAUGUGUUGCUGUUUCUUUAGGGCAAGCUUGUCCUGUCUGUAAAACGAGUAUUUUUGUCGAGACCCUGCAGGGGUCGGCCUAAAAUCCCCGUGCCAGCAUCACACAGGGGUGAAGCUUCCGCACGCAAUUCGCACCUGGCUCCACAUCGACGGCGGCUCUCUGUUUGGAAUACAAGAAGUCUGCCACAGGUGGGGCUUGGUUCUAACCCAGGGGUAGUUCGGGUGGUAGAGCAUGAGACUCUUAAUCUCAGAGUCGGGGGUUCAAGCAAAAAAAAAACACCCUGCAUUGCAGGGGGUUCGACUAGAUGACCCGUCGUCCCUUCCAGCUCUACAAUUCUAUGAAAAGU